AUGCAGCGCCAUGGAAGAGGGUGGAGUUUACGUCAGCUAGACGUUCAGAACGCGUUUCUUCAUGGUGUUCUUGAGGAAGAAGUGUUCAUGCGGCAACCACAUGGGUAUGAGAACAAAAGCACACCUCAUUUUGUCUGCAAGUUGGACAAAGCUUUGUAUGGCUUAAAACAGGCUCCAAGAGCCUGGUACUCCAGGUUGAGUACUAAGUUGCAACAACUUGGGUUUAUUCCAAGCAAGGCAGAUACCUCAUUAUUCUUUUAUCAUAAAGGCAACAUCUCUAUGUUUGUUCUUGUCUAUGUUGAUGAUAUAAUUGUUGCUAGUUCCAGUUCAGAAGCUACUACCUCUCUUCUUCGUGAUCUCAAUGUGGAGUUUGCACUCAAGGAUUUGGGUAAUCUUCACUACUUUCUUGGUAUAGAGGUAAGACAGAUCAAGGAUGGAAUACUUCUUACACAAGAGAAAUACACCACAGAUAUUCUAAGAAGGGUAGGACUGGAACAUUGCAAACCAGUAAGUACACCACUCUCCACUUCUGAGAAGCUUACAGUUGAAGGAGGUGAAUUACUUGGACCAAAUGAUGCAACGAACUAUAGGAGUGUUGUUGGUGCUCUGCAAUACUUAACAUUGACUAGACCUGAUAUUUCAUAUUCUGUCAACAAGGUAUGUCAGUUUUUACAUGCACCAAGUACAGUUCAUUGGACUGCAGUAAAGAGAAUUCUGAGGUAUCUAAAGUUUACAAUGAGACUUGGAAUCAAGAUUAUUAAGUCACCAUCCAUGCUAGUUAGUGCAUACUCAGAUGCUGACUGGGCAGGAUGCCCUGAUGAUAGAAGGUCCACAGGUGGUUUUGCUGUUUUUCUGGGAUCAAAUCUUGUGUCAUGGAGUGCAAGGAAACAGGCUACUGUGUCAAGAUCAAGCACUGAAGCAGAAUACAAAGCUCUUGCUAAUGCAACGGCUGAAAUCAUGUGGAUCCAGACUCUUCUAUACGAGUUGGGAAUCAAGGCUCCACAAGCUGCAAGGUUAUGGUGUGACAAUAUUGGUGCUACCUAUCUUUCUGCAAAUCCGGUGUUUCAUGCACGUACAAAACACAUAAAGGUUGAUUUUCAUUUUGUGAGAGAAAGAGUAGCACGAAAGCUACUUGAUAUCAAAUUUAUUCCCACAGAAGAUCAACUUGUGGAUGGCUUCACUAAACCACUUACCACGAGGAGACUGAAUGAGUUCAAGUACAAUCUAAACCUAGAGAAAUUUUCAUAGGUUUGGA
Messenger RNA from Triticum aestivum (bread wheat), 1255 nucleotides. RefSeq lists its product as uncharacterized. The record is from RefSeq and is a predicted model, not a curated record. Bases 1 to 1248 code for a protein of 415 amino acids. The transcript has 2 exons. NCBI's taxonomy places the organism in Eukaryota, Viridiplantae, Streptophyta, Magnoliopsida, Poales, Poaceae.